AUGAUCCGCGCAUUUCCACGUGGCUUCGUUUACCCGAUCCCUAGAGGGUGGACUUACGCUAUUGGUAUCUAUGUACCAGGGAGGUCUCAGCCUUGGGAAGACGAAGAUGAAAAGCGAAAAUGGCGAGGGGUUCAGAUCAUGUCACGGCUGCUUGCAGACCCGGAACUCUCUUGCAACGUCCCCGAGCUGUCAUUUGAUAACCAUCAGCUUCCCACCGGCAUCAACCAUUACAUCUUUGACCACCCGAAUGAAGAGUACGACAACCUCUGUCGGAUACUGGAACGACCGGGGUUAAAACGAAUUACGUUAUCAGUGCUCAUGGGAUGGCUAUCAAACCAAGACGCCGAAGAUUGGAACUUUCUGAAGAAAGGAAAAGUCCGAACUGCUCUGGUUAAGUCUUCUGGUCUUGAAGAGGUAACCUUUCAGACUGACUAUCCAGUCGAUCAACAUUGCUGGGCUAGUCCAGCAGUGGAUACUGUAUCGCUUUUCGAUAUAUUCCCCAUUGACGAGUGGGCGACUGGCAAGACACUAAAACACUUUGGCCUAUCUGGAAUGCAGGUGACCCAAGAGGAGCUGAUAUCUGUCCUCGGGAAGCUGCCGCCUACCCUUCAAUCCAUUGAGUUGAGCUUUCUUUCUGUCAUUAAGGGUACAGGUAAUCAUGCUGGCAUCCUCGCUGAUAUUCGCGGUAAGCUGGGAUGGAAACAUCGCCCCGCCAAUCAAAGGGUCAAAGUUCGCAUACUCGUUCGAUCCAACCAAGACGUUGGUCGUUACAUAUGCUUGGAUAAGGAAGUCAAUGACUAUCUUUAUAACAAUGGUCCUCAACCUUUUGGCGUUGAUGGAAGCGGAGGAUCAUGGGCUAUGAAAACUUCUGGGACUGGCAUGGAAUAUGAUGAGUUCGACCCAGCAUUUGUUCGACCAUUUGAGGGUCCAAAAGCCUUUUCUGUUAUUGGAAUCCGAGAGCCUGAUGUAGCCGUCAAACAAGCACAAGAUGAGUUGGCAAACGGCGCUGUCAUGAUGCAGCUCAAGGCAGGUGAUGAUCCUGUUUCUGAUGCAAAGCGAGUCAAAGCAGUUCGUGCUGCUCUUCCCGGCCAUGUUAUCAUCUGGGUUGACGCAAAUGGCGGUUGGACCAUGGACCAAGCCCUGACCUUUUCUCGGGCUAUCGGACAGGAUAUCACUGUUGGACUUGAGCAACCGUGCCGCACUUUGUCAGACUGCGCAGAAGUCGGUCGCCGAACAGGAUUGCCAGUCAUGCUAGAUGAGAGUAUCAUCACUGUUGCAGAUCUGUUCACAGCUCACGCAGGUGGCAUUACAGGCGUGAAUAUCAAGCCCUCUCGAGUUGGUGGACUCACUAAGGCUCGUACCAUUCGCGAUGUCGCUGUUGCUCUCGAUAUGGUCAUUAAUUGCGACGAUACUUGGGGUGGUGCUUUGACUACGAUUCAGAAUAUGCUGUUAGCUACCACAACCCCGGAACAUCGCCUACGGGCGGUUGAUUUGAUGUCUGAAUGGAUAGAACCUCCCAUUGCCGAUAUUCCUCGCAUGGGAACAGAUGGUCGAAUCACUGCGAGUAGUCAACCUGGAAAUGGUUAUGAGCGCAUUCACGUCGAUUUGCUUGGUAGGCCUCUAUUUCAGAUUAAUGGAGAAACACUGGCAGGGACUCGUGGAUUCAGACUGCAACUAUCAUGA
Fusarium coffeatum is the source of this 1683-nucleotide messenger RNA. RefSeq lists its product as uncharacterized. Gene Ontology annotation, biological process: amino acid catabolic process. The transcript has 2 exons. The record is from RefSeq and is a predicted model, not a curated record. NCBI's taxonomy places the organism in Eukaryota, Fungi, Ascomycota, Sordariomycetes, Hypocreales, Nectriaceae. The coding region runs from base 1 to 1683 and encodes 560 amino acids.